Messenger RNA from Gopherus flavomarginatus (Mexican gopher tortoise), 1337 nucleotides. RefSeq names its product troponin I1, slow skeletal type (gene TNNI1). The record is from RefSeq and is a predicted model, not a curated record. Bases 191 to 691 code for a protein of 166 amino acids. Gene Ontology annotation, cellular component: troponin complex. The transcript is spliced from 8 exons. NCBI's taxonomy places the organism in Eukaryota, Metazoa, Chordata, Testudines, Testudinidae. Gene Ontology annotation, biological process: muscle contraction.
GUUGCAGGCUGGCUUGGAUUUAAUACUCUCAUCCCUUCCCCAUCCCCUUGCAGUCUGCAGCCCUCCAGCCUCCAGCUACCACCUCCCCUCUGCUUGGACUGCACUAGGUGCAGAAUCGGACAGCACAAUGCCAGAACCGUAAAGAAAGUCCAAGAUCACGGCAUCGCGCAAACUCUUGUUGAAGAGUUUGAUGCUAGCCAAAGCCAAGGAAGCAUGGGAACAAGAUCAAGUGGACAAGCAAGGGGAGAAGGAGAGAUACCUGGCUGAGAGGAUCGCACCACUGCGGACCAGCGGGCUGUCCUUCAGCCAGCUGCAGGAUCUGUGCAGGGAGCUGCAUGAGAAGGUAGAAAUCGUGGAUGAGGAGCGGUACGACAUCGAAGCCAAAUGCAUCCACAACACCAGAGAGAUCAAAAACCUGAAGCUGAAAGUGCUCGACCUGCGGGGGAAGUUCAAGCGCCCCCCGCUGCGCCGUGUCCGUGUCUCCGCUGACGCCAUGCUGCGGGCCCUGCUCGGCUCCAAGCACAAAGUCUCCAUGGACCUGAGAGCCAACCUGAAAUCUGUCAAGAAGGAGGACACAGAGAAGGAGCGCCCUGUGGAAGUGGGCGACUGGCGUAAGAAUGUGGAGGCCAUGUCGGGCAUGGAGGGCAGGAAGAAGAUGUUUGAUGCUGCCAAAUCUCCGACAGGCCAGUAAAAGGUGCUGCCUGGAAGGACGAAGAGUCACCCUCUCCCGCUGCCUGCAGCUUCGCCCCCGGCCACCCUUCACGCUGCCCCGUUUGUGCCUCUUCCUGCAUUCGCUCUCGAGCCAGCUCAGCUGCAGAAAGCAAAAGCUCAUCCAGUCUCUGUGCUUAAAAUCAGCUCCCCCCCGCACCCCGGCUUCCAUGAGCCAUAGCCUCACGUGAUGCAGCCAAUUAAUCGCCCUAGCAUGGCACCCCAGCAGUGGGCUGCUGUUGUCUCCUGUAGGUCCCGGCGCAUGGGACCAACCCGUUGGACUGCCACAGUGGUGCAUCUGCAUGACGACCGAUCAACAGUGUGGCCCGAGGUGCUGAUCCCAUUAACUGGCAAGGGCGAGAGCCUUGCCAGCCACCCUGCAGGAGUCCCGUGCCCUGCGGAAAGGCAGUGCCCCUGCCACAUGCCAGUGGCUUCAUGUCAGUAAUGCCAUGGGGUCUCAGGCAUGCUUGUAACUUCAGGAUGCCUCAUGAGACUCCUGGUCCGUCCUUCUGCAGACAGCCCAGGGAUGAACCCGCUGGUCCUGCUCUCACCAUCCAGCUCUGAUAUGUACAGUACGUGGGAAGUAACUGCCGUGUCUCUGUGUUCAUUAAAAGACUGUUUAGGACAGA